This is a messenger RNA of Aureococcus anophagefferens, 876 nucleotides long. RefSeq lists its product as hypothetical. The record is from RefSeq and is a predicted model, not a curated record. Gene Ontology annotation, molecular function: glutathione transferase activity. Gene Ontology annotation, cellular component: cytoplasm. Bases 1 to 876 code for a protein of 291 amino acids. The transcript has a single exon. Lineage: Eukaryota; Pelagophyceae; Pelagomonadales; Pelagomonadaceae.
AUGUCGGAGCUCGCGCCGCAGACCGCAGACGGCGCCUACGCGCGGCCCGCGCCGCAGCGGGGCACGGGCGCGACGCCCGCGCUCGACGCCGACGGCGCCUACGUGCUCUACGCGGGAAACGCCUGUCCGUGGUGCCACCGCGCGAAGCUCGCCGUCGCCGUCCGCGGCGCCGAGGCGCUGGUCCGCGUCGUCGAGCUCGACGACGACCCGGCGAAGGCACGCCGCGGCGGCUGGAGCUUCUCCGCGGAGUGCCCGGAUCCCGUCUUCGGCGCCGCGGAUCUCAAGGGCGUCUACGACGAGCUGGGGCUCGAGGGGCGCUGCACGGCGCCCCUGCUGGUCGACGCGUCCGGCGGGUUCGUCUCCAACGAGAGCGGCGACAUCGUCCGCGCGUUGGUCGAGUACGCAGGGCCCGGGGCGGCGUCGGACGCGGACUUGAGGCCGGAGGCGCUCCGCGGCGCCAUCGACGCGUGGAACGACGAGAUCUACGAGUCGAUCAACAACGGGGUCUACCGCGCGGGCUUCGCGACGCGGCAGGCGCCCUACGAGCGUGCCGUCGCUGACGUCUUCGCGGGGCUCGAGGCCGUGGACGCCGCGCUCGCGCGAACCGCGUUCGUCGCCGGCGACGCGCUCAGCGAGGCGGACCUGCGGCUGCUGCCGACGAUCGAGCGCUUCGACGCGUCCUACGCGCCGCUGUUCCUGCGGACGACGAAGACGAUCCGGGACGACUACCCGCACAUCGCGGCGUGGAAGCGCCGCAUGCGCGCGCUUCCCGGCGUCGCGGACACGGUCGACGUCGCGGCCGCCGCGCGGUCCUACUACACGAGCCUCUUCCCGCUGAACCCGAGCGGCAUCGUGCCCGUCCUGGUAACGGAUUAG